UUUUUUUUUUUUUUUUUCUCCGAAAUCUUAGCCAUCCUAGUGGAAUGGUGUCCCAUUGUGGUUUUGACUUGCAUCUCCCUGCUGGCUAACAGCAUUGAGCAUCUUUUCAUGUAUUUGGUGGCCAUUUGAGUGUUCUGUUUGGGGAACUGUCUAUUCAAGCCCUUUGCCCAUUUUGUGAUUGUUUUGUCUUUUUGUUAUGAAGGUGUCAAAGUUUUAUAUAUAUUUCAGUUACUAAUAUUCUCGUUGGAUAUAUGGUUUCUGAAGAUGUUGUCCUGGUCAGUAGCUUGUCUUUUCACUUUUUUGGUAGUCUUUUAUUGAACAAAGAUUUUUAAUUUUUGGGGAUCUCAUUUAUUUAUUUUGUCUUUUGCUGUUUAUGCUUUUGGUAUUUUAUUUAGAGGUAUGUGAUGAUCCAUUGUUGAAAGCUAGGUUCAACAGUCUUGUCCCUACAUUUUUCUUCUAAGAAUUUUAUGGUUUUAGUUAUUAGUAGAUUUUUAGCUUAUCUUUUUAGCCAGUGCUUCACAGCACUCUCACACCCUAGGAUCUGAGUCCUGGGUCCUGUAGGCAACUUAGCUCAUUUUUUAUCUAAAAUUUGGCUUUCUCUGCCUUGAUAAAUUAAUUACUAUUUCUGUAUUUUCUGUCUCCAAAAAAAUGUGUUGAAAUCAUUUGUCUGGUAGUGUGCCCUCCUCCCUCUUUUGUGGUCUUGUGUUUGUAUCUUUUUAAAAUAGCUUUUCACUUUGAGGUAAUUGUAGGUUCACGUGCAGUUGUAAGAAAUAAUUCUGUGAGAUCGUGUACCUUUACCCAGUUUUCCUCAGUGGUCACAUCCUGCAGAAUUAUAGUGUAGUAUUUUUUUUAUUAUUAUUUUAUGGGUGGUGCAAAUAGUUAAUGCGCUUGGCUGCUGACCCAAAGGCUGGCGGUUGGAGUCCAUCCAGAGGUGCCUCAGAAGAAAGACCUUGCGAUCUAGUUCCAAAAAAUCAGCUGUUGAAAAUCCUGUGGAGCACAGUUCUGCUCUGACACACGUGGGGCUGCCACUCGUCAUGGAGCACAGUUCUGCUCUGACACACGUGGGGCUGCCACUCGUCAUGGAGCACAGUUCUGCUCUGACACACGUGGGGCUGCCACUCGUCAUGGAGCACAGUUCUGCUCUGACACACGUGGGGCUGCCACUCGUCAUGGAGCACAGUUCUGCUCCGACACACGUGGGGCUGCCACUCGUCAGCAACCGCUUUUUUUUUUUAAAUCACAACCAGGGUAUUGACAUUGAUGCAGUCAGGGCACAGAAGUGAUGUACAUAUUGCCCACUUUUCUCUUACCUCCAAAAUUCCUAUCCUUUCUCCCAUUUAUAUAAUUUUGUGUUUUUAAGGGUAUCAUGUACAUGGAAUCAUACAGUGUGUAACCUUUUCGGACUGGCUUUCUUCACUCAGCGUAAUUCUCUGAAGAUUCAUCUGGGUUGUUGCAUUUAUCAAUAGUUCAUCGUGUUGUAUUGGUGAGCAGUGUAUGGAUGUGUCUUACUUAGAUUCCUCGGGCUACCGUAACAAAAUACUGUAAAAUGGGUGGUUUUAAAGAACAGAAAUUUAUUUUCACGUAGAUUUGGAGGUUAGAUGUCCAAAUCAGGAUGUCGGCAGGGUUGUGAAGGUUAAAUGAGUCAAUACUCCUGUGAACACUUGGAGGAGUAUCAGCACAUAGUUAGCUGUUGGUGAUACUUUGCCUCGAUAUUUAUUAUAAUUGAGAGCAUUUAUAAGCCUCAAUUUUUCACAAAGAUGGUAUUUUUUUUCUUGUGAAAACUGAGGACGUUUUUCUAUUUUAUCACAAAAUUUAAAGAAAAAAGUAUUAUCAGCUCCGUUCGCAGAGCGUCCUAUUACAGAGCCUGGUAGAAUUCUGACGGUGUUAGACUUAAGAGUUAGGAGCCCCGAAUUCCACUCCUGACUCUUGUGAGUAGCGGCUUGACCUCUGGCAAGUCUUUUCACUUCUCUUUGCCUCAUUUUACUAAUUUAUAAAAUUGGGAUUGGAUUUCAACUAAUUGAUCUCUAAGAGCCCUCCUAGUUCUGCCUUUCUAGUUUUGUGUCCUCCACUGAAUAAUUAUUGAAGAAGCUUUGUUAUGCUGGUUAUAACACAACUCUGGAAAGAGUACAGGCUGCAUCCUAGAGUAGAAAAAGGCAUGAGGUGAGUAGGGUAAAUUAAUCUUACAGAAACUUUCAGGGCUGAUAGAUAAGAGAAUGAUUAAACGUGUUUCACAUGAUUCUUACUUAGGGCAAAACUACCACCUGUUGAUGGAAGGGAGUCACUCUUGCCGCCGUGUAACAGAAACAUUUCCGACAGCUAACUCUUGUCCAGUACUGAAAUGGGCCAUCUUCUGUGCUGGGUGCUCCUAAGCCAUGAAAGGGCAAAGGUCAGGGUCAGACUGGACGUGCUUUAGUCAGGCUGAAGUUAUUUAGGCCUCAGCCAGGAAUGGCACGGGUGGGUGGCUUCUCUAGCCUUCUGGCCUUUGUGGAUAGAAAUCACGGCACAGUGUAAAGGUGUUGAAAUAAUUGAGAAAAACCGUAGUGUGGUAUGACUCAGUAAUCACUGACUUCAACUGAAUUGUAGUAAUGACAAUUAGUAUAGUAAAUCUUUUAUUAUCUACAAUUUUAUAUUUAAUGCAAACUAAUUAUCGUUUGCACGCAGUUUUGAACAUGUUGCUCCUCUGAGUCUUCUGUAAUUUUGAUGGUGCAUCUGGGAAAAGAGCGCUCUUAUUUUCUUCUUUGUGAGUGAUCUUUGAAUGCUUGCCACUUUUAAACUAAGCUGGGAACUAUGGGUUUGGGUUCUUAGGUUCUGUUGAGAUACACAGCUAAAUUUGUCAUUGAACAUGUGGAUCUCUGGAGAUGUUUACCAGUCUGGACAAUCCUGAUAGUAUUAUCUUCUCUACAGCUUCUGCUGUGACCCAGUCUUUGGAGAAACAUAUGUGGAGGAGUCAGUUCUUGAGGAAGAAGAUACCUUAUUCCUUUUAUUAAAUUAUAAUGCUUUUGUUCCCAUUUCCUGGGGUAGACUUUUGGUCGCCAGAGGACCAGUUCUCUCCCCCAGCCUCAACAUGUGGUUGUGUGUGUGUGUGUGUUUACGUUUCCUAGUGUACCUCAGGUCCUCUUGAGCCUCCAGGUGUCUUGUUCUUGCUGAGUUUGAUUACACUCUACUGAACUGGCAAAUAAAGCCACUCACAGCAGGUUUCUCAACCUCAGUACUAUUGACAUUGGGGGCCAGAUAAUUCCUUGUGAUGGGGUCGGACUUGUUCAUUGCAGGGUGAUUAACAGGACCCCUGGCUUCUUCCCACUAGAUGCCAGUAGUUCUGGUUAUUACAGUCAGAAAUGUCUCCGACAUUGCCAGAAGUUUCCUGGGAGGCAACAUCGCCCCAGUCGAGAACCACAGACGGCACUCUGUCACAGUUGUGGUCAUCCACUCCCAUCUGGUUUCUUCACGUUGCCCAGCCUGGCUCACAUCCUCAUCUCUCCAGCCGUCCUCCACUCAGCAAAUUAGGCUGAAAGCUGCCAAGUGGAGGGUGGAAUCAGUGGGAAAUAGGGCAGAGCUUUUUUUUUUUAGAGCCAGGUGUGGCCCUGGGCUGAGCUCUGCAACAAACAGGUGGGUUUGUUGGCGGGGCAGUUACUGAGUAGAUGAUUCAAACAAAUGUUCCUUGAAAGAAAGUGAGCUGAUGCCACUGGUGUUCCUCGCACACAACACUGAUCAGGUAUGUUGUGUCCUCGUGUCGUCUGAAACCUGCCUUGGGAGUCUGGGGUUAGCAAAGCUCCUGGGAGCCUUUCUCUUUAAUGUUUUUAUUUGAAACAAGCAGCAGAAAAGAGGGCCUCUUUCUUGAUGGACUUCCAUGUUCAAUUUAGAUUUAAUUUUUGACUUUAAUAACGAGAUAGAAAUGAAGUAAUUUUUUUAAAUGCAAGAAAUGAGGUUUGUAAAUGUGAAGCAGCAAAUGCUUACCGAGUUCACCCGGGGCUGGUGCCCUGCCUCAGGAAGCUCAUGAGUACUGAGGAGAUACAGGCACCUACAAAGGACACUGCAGGUAUCAGGAAAGGACUCUGUCUUGGGUGGGGCAGGUGAAGGGGGGGGAGCACUCGUACAAUCACUGCAGAUGGGAGCAAGUGUUCACACUCUCCAUCUACGUUCAUUUUCAGUACUAUUAGUUUUUAGUAUUUCUACUCUGGGCUUCAUGAAGUUUUUUUUAACUUAAUUGAGAUCAUACUAAAUCCAUUUUUGUAAACUUUAUUUGCUUAACAUUUAUUGUAUAACAUUGUCAUUUUUAAUAAAAAAAAUAAUAGCUUCUAAUAAUUGACUCGACGGCACUGGGUGGCACUGGGUUAAUAACUAUGUAUUCCAUUUUACGGGUUUAUCACAAUUUAACCAUUAUUCUGUUGUUUAACAUGUAGAUUACUUUAUAGAAUUUUGUCACUCUGAAUAUCCUAUGAUGAAUAUCUCCGAGCAUAAAUUUUAAUUCAUAGUUCAGAUUAUUUCCUGCGGACAGUGGGUUAAAUAGUGGGUAUUUUUAAAGCUCUUGUUGCGUAUUGCAGAACUGCUUUCCAGAAAGGUUCUAAUAGCGCUCCGCUAGCAGGGUGUUGAGUGGCUAUCUGCGGACAUUCUUGCCAGCGCUGGGUGUUUUUUAACGAGACAAUUACUGAUUCAUUAGGUGGAAAACAUCUCACAGCUGGUUGUCUUUCUUCUCCUGUUUAAAUUACUAUGAAAUUGAUCUUUCAUUGUUGUCAUUGUUAUUCUUUUACCUUUAGAGUUUCUUUAACUCCUUUUGUGAAUUGGCUGUCCAUGUCCUUUCCCAUUAUUCCGUUGGGGUGUUAUUGGGUUUUUUUUUCUUUAUACAACUUCUUUGUAUAUUAAGGGUAGUAACCAGUGUGGAGAAACCACGUCAUGUUUAUAACAAAUACGUUGCCAGUUUUUCAGUUAUGUCUUUUGCUUUAUGUGUAGCUUUUAAUUUUGAUACAAUUUAAAACUUACAGAAAAAAAUACAAGAAUAGUACACAGAAUUACCAUAUAUCCUUUACUAAGAGUCACCAAUUAUCUACAUUCUGCCUCAUUAGCUUUACUAUUCUUUCUCUCUAUAUUGUAUAAAUAUAUAUAUAUUUUUUCUGAUUUACCUGAGGCUAAGUGAGAGUUCCUUUGCGAGUCCACUCCCAGUGUCUCCUUGCAUGCUCUCUCUAGCUGCAUUGUUAGUAGUUGAGCAUUAACACACGUAUACAUACAUGUGUUCAUGAGUACGCACACACACACACGCAUGGCCUGUUGGGCUGGAGGCAGAGAGCUCCAGCUCCUGUGUGGGGCACCUGAGGUGCACGCAGCCACUGUUGCCAGUGCAAAAACCGCCUUGUUGCUCUGGCCACCAGGAUGGUCACUAAUAUCCGUGCUCCUGUCGGUAUGGUGGUUCACAGCUGCUGCUUCCGCUGCUGCCAGUUCCCAGAAAUUUUAUUAUUCUACAGAUAUUUUUGAGAAGCUCCCUUGUUUUAGGUUGGGUGGAGGCCCUGGGGACAGUGUGAGGGAUAGUGUGAGUAACUAGACACCAUGUUGUCCUCCAGACUACUUCUCAGUUCUUGUGCUCUGUAGUUUUCUUUGGAUUCAGCCUGGACUCUUGCUUCAGAAUGAGCUUCCCCCCUCCCUCCAGCAGAUAUCUUAGACUUUUUUGUAAAUAAAUAAGCCCUUGGCAGGCCUGAUCCAAUGUCCUAAGUCAUGUAUAAAUCUCUAUAUCUUCCCUGUAUAUUUUUUUAAAAAAACAAUUUAUUCUGUUUUUAUUGUUGAGAAUAUAUACAGGAUAACAUACACCAAUUCAACGAUGUCUGCACGUACAAUUAAGCAUCAUUGAUUACAGUCUUCCGGUUGUGCAGCUAGUCUCACCCUCCUUUUCUGAGUUGUUCCUCCUCCAUUAACAGGAAUGCACUGCCCCCUAAGUUGUCAAUUUGAUCCAUAUAGAUAGAUCUUAAAAAAGCACACUGCUCAAGGCAGACAUUGUUUAUUAGUUAAGUUAAACUAUUGCUUGCUUUUAAGAAGACUUCAGGGGACGUUUUUGGUGUAAAGUUUAAAGAUUAUCUCAGGGCAGUAGUUUCAGGGGUUCAUCCAGCGUCCGUGGCUCCAGAAAUCCUGAACUCCAUGAUAAUUUGCAGUUUUGUUCUACAUUUCCCCCCUGUUGAUCAGGAUCCUUCUAUAGACUCUUUGAUCAAAGUGUUCAGGAAUGGUACCUGGACACCAUCCAGUUUUUCUGGUCUCACGGCAAAGGGCGCAGUUGUUUGUGGAGACAGUCAGCCACACAUUCCAUUCCCUUCUCCUAUUUCUGACUCAUCUCCUUCCUCUUUUGCUCCAGGACAGUAGAGACCAAUUAUUGUGCCUUGGAUGGCCGCUUGUGAGCUGUUAAGACCCCAGGUACUAUGCAGUGAGCUAGAGGGUAGAACAGAAGCACUAAACACAAUGUUAGGCCAAUUAUCUAAGAUGUACCAUGAAAUUAUGACCCUAAAUCUUCAAACCAAGGAACCAGAUCCCAGGAGGUUUUUGAUUGUACAUACAUAAGUCUCUCUAUUUUUUCAUUGUUGUAAAUACAUCUUAUCACCCAACUUUUACCAAUUUAGUUUUUUACAUGUGUACAACUUAUUGCAACAGUUAUGUUAAUCAGCUGUGCCAUCCUGCUCUUAAUCAGUGCUGUUUUUUCUGUCACUGCAAACUGAAACUCAGUGCUCCCUAAGCAGUAGCCCCUGCCAUACCCUGCAUCUCCGGUAAGGACUAAUAAACUUUGGUCUCUGUACAUUUGCUUUGUCUUGUGGUUUUAUUUAAGUGAGGUAUUACAAUAUCUCUCUUUUUGUGAUUGACCUGUCAUGCUCAGCGUAACGUCUUCAAGGUCCAUCCGUAUUGUAGCGUGUAUCAGAACUUCAGUUCUCCUAAUUGUGCUCAUGAGGAACCUUUACAUAGAUCAAGAGGCAGUUGUUUGGACAGAACAAGGGGAUACUGAUUGGUUUAAAGUCAGGAAAGGUGUGCGUCAGGGUUGUAUGCUUUCACCAUACCUGUUUAACCUGUAUGCUGAACAAAUAACACGAGAAGCUGGACUAUAUGAAGAAGAACGGGGCAUCAGGGUUGGUGGAAGACUCAUUAACAACCUGCGUUAUGCAGAUGACAUAACCUUGCUGAAAGUGAGGAGGACUUGAAGCACUUACUAAUGAAGAUCAAAGACCACAGCCUUCAGUAUGGAUUACACCUCAACAUAGAGAAAACAAAAAUCCUCCCAACUGGACCAAUGAGCAACAUCAUGAUAAACGGAGAAAAGAUUGAUGUUGUCAAGGAUUUCGUUUUACUUGGAUCCAUAAUCAACAGCCAUGGAAGCAGCAGUCAAGAAAUCAAAAGAUGCAUUGCAUUGGGUAAAUCUGCUGCAAAGGACCUCUUCAAAGUGUUGAAGAGCAAAGAUGUCACCCUGAAGACUAAGGUGCACCUGACCCAAGCCGUGGUAUUUUCAGUCACAUCACAUGCAUGUGAAAGCUGGACAAUGAAUAAGGAAGACUGAAGAAGAGUUGACGCCUUUGAAUUGUGGUGUUGGUGAAGAACAUUGAAUAUACCACGGACUGCCAAAAGAAGGAACAAAUCUGUCUUGGAAGAAGUGCAGCCAGAAUGCUCCUUAGAGGCAAGCAUGGUGAGACUACGUCUUACAUACUUUGGACAUGUUGUCAGGAGGGAUGAGUCCCUGGAGAAGGACAUCAUGCUUGGCAGAGUACAGGGUCAGUGGAAAAGAGGAAGACCCUCAACAAGGUGGAUUGACACAGUGGCUGCAACAGUGAGCUCAAGCAUAACAAUGAUUGUAAGGAUGGCGCAGGACUGGGCAGUGGUUCAUUCUGUUGUGCAUAGGGUUGCUGUGAGUCAGAACCGACUCGACGGCACCUAACAACAACAACAACUGGCUGAGUAGUGUUCUGUUGUGUAUAUGUACCACAUUUAGUUUAUCCAUUCAUCUGUUUAUCUGUUCAUGGGUGUUUAGGUUGUUCCCACCUUUUGGCUAUUGUGAAUAGUGCUGCAGUGAACGUUGGUGUACAAGUCUCUGAGUCUGUGCUUUCAAGACUUUUGGGUGUAUACCUAGGAGUGGAAUUGCUGGGUCACAUGGUAAGUUCUCUUUUUAGUAUUUUGAGGAGCUGCCACACUGUUUUCCACAGCUGCUCUACCAUUUUGCAUUCCCACCAGCAAUGGAUGAGGGUUCCAAUUUCCCCUCACCCUUGCCAACAUUUGUCAUUUUCUGGUUUUUUGCUUUAAUCUUAGCCAUCCUAGUAGGGGUGGAAUGGUGUCCCAUUGUGGUUUUGAUUUGCAUCUCUCUGCUGGCUAAUGGCAUUGAGCAUUUUUUCAUGUGUUUGGUGGCCAUUUGAAUGUCCUCUUUGGUGAAAUGUCUGUUCAAGACCUUUGCCAAUUUUUGGAUGGGGUUAUAUGUCUUUUUGUUCUUAAGUUGUUGAAAUUUUAUAUUUAUUUUGUUUAUUAGAUUCUUCCCAGAUAUAUGGUUUCCAGAUAUAUUCUCCUGGUCGGUGGCUUGUCUUUUCUCUUUUUGGAUAAAGUCUUUGAUAAAGGUUUUUAAUUUUUAUGAGGUCCCAUUUAUUUAUUUUGCCUUUCGCUGUUUGUAGCUUAUUUUUACUCAAAUAAUGCACGUGUUACACAUUUUUCUGCCAGCCAUGCCCUCCCCCCGCCAAGGUAUUUUUGUAAGCAUGCUGUGCUAUUUUUUUUUACAUGUUGCUGUAAAGAAAUUAGCAUAGCACACUUAACGAAAAUAUGUCUUGGGGCAGGGCGCAGUUGGCAAAAAAAAAUGAACACCCACGUUAUUUGUGUAAAAAUAUGGUAAUCAGUAUUAAAAGGUAAGGAAGACAGUGUUGUCUCUGCAUUUUCUUCUAAGAAUUUUAUGGUUUUAGUUUGCACGUUUAGGUCUUUAAUGCAUUUUAAAUUUAUUUUUGUAUAUGGUAUGAGGCAUAGAGCCUGUUGGAUUUUUCAGCAUGUGGAAAUCCGAUUUUCCCAGCACCAUUUAUUGAAGAGACUCUUCUUUCUCUAUCGAAUUUACUUAGCAUCCUUGUCAAAAAGCAGUUGGCCAUACAUGUGUGGGUUUAUUUCUGGACUCUCAGUUCUGUUCCAUUGGUCUGUGUAUCUAUUGUUAUACCAGUACUGGGCUGCUUUGAUUGAUGUAUAAUAUAUUGUAAAAUCAGGGCAUAUGAGUCCUCUUACUUUGUUCUUCUCUUUCAACAUCACUUUAGCUGUUGGAGCACUCUUGCCAUUUCAUAUAAAGUUGAGCAUUGGUUCUUCCAUUUCUAUAAAGAAGGCUCUUAGAAUUUUGAUCGGGAUUGUGUUGAAUCUAAUGAUCGCUUUGGGUAGUAUUGAUUUCCUCUAUAUCUUUUCUAAUUGUUUUUGUGAUGUUAGUUGCCAUUUGAGAUAAUAGCCAAGAUCCGUUAUCUAAUCAGGGAUUUGCACAGUGUGGCUAUUCCAAUUCCAUCAUUCCUUUGUCACUUAUUAGCUGGAGUAUUCUAAAGACAAAUUUCUCUUUAUCAACUGUUCAGUUACCUGAAAGUACACUUGAUACAGGAAAGACAAGUUAAAUGAGUGAUUCUUUCUUUUUAUUUAUAACUCAUUGGAGGCCCCUUAACAUCUUCCAAAGAUGACCAGUGAUGUCUUCCUUAAAAAUUAUUAUGAACUCAUGAAUUUUAACAUAUUUGACUUUUUUUUUUUUUUUAGUCCAUUGUCAUUUUUGUUGAUCAAAUUGUUUGUUCUUUGGCUAGUGAGAAUGUUUUCUCGAAGGGAGAGGAUGUGAAAUGGUAGCUGACUUUAAAAACAAAAGCCUGUUUCUUGGUUUAUAUUUACAUUACUUUCAAAUUAUGUCUUAGGUUAGUCUUUUGAUGAUUGAGGGAAACGUUAUUUCUAACUAUACCUUUUUCACUAGGAGGAUGUUUCCGAGACGGAGAAGAUUGAAGAGAAUGGUUUCUAGGAUCACAGAUCAAACAGUAAACCUGGGUUUUUGUAUUCCACUACCCCUGCGUGCAAGUUGUUAAAAUGAUCGAUUCUUAAUAAACAUUACGUACUUUUGGGAUUUAUCUGUAGGAAAAUGAGGGUAGCGUUGUUUGUCUUCCUUUUAACUUAUUGCCUUGCUACAUUUUUGUAUGCAUAUCCCUGUCAGUGGAGCAGAAAGGCUGGGAAACUGGAAGGAGGCAAGGUUUAGUCAGAGGAAUAACUUUUAAAACACAAAUUAAGCUCCAGAAAUAUUUCACCCCUGCUCUGUAUGGGAUGCUGAAAGGAGUAGGAAUACUAAAGAAAUAUAUGAUGGUCCAGGGAGCAUUCAGCCUUUUAAAUAGGUCAAGUUUUACACACCGCAGGAAAUAACCUAAAGUUAUAUAGCAUGUUAAAGAAUGAUUUUUUUAGAUGAUUAAAUGCUAAACUGUAAAGAAUAUUGGCUAAGUGCUGUGGGUGGCAAGGAAGGGAGGGGAGACUUUCAUUGCUGCUUGUUCGCUCUCAGAGGAGAUAAACUUUGAGAUGUGCUUUGAAGGCCAGGGAAACCCUGGUGGUGUGGUGGUUAAGUGCUACAGCUGCUAACCAAGAGGUCAGUGGUUCAAAUCCACCAGGCGAUCCUUGUAAACUCUAUGGGAUAGUUCUGCUCUGUCCUGUAGCGUCGCUGUGAGUCAAAAUCGACUCGAUGGCAAUGGGUUUGUUUGUUUGCUUUUUUCUGCAGGCCAGGGAGUUUUUGGCCUGCUGGGCAGAGUGUGGAGGGCAUCUCAAGAAGGUAGAACAGAAUGAACAGUUGACCUUGAGUUGACAUACGCAGGGGCCGUCGGAAAAGUGUGUCCUGGCUGGGGAAACAUGUCUUGGACAGUGAGGGAGGUGAGAGCGCGUAGGUGCAGCAAGCCCUGUUCUGAGUUCUCCAGUCUGUGGCUGUAGGUGGAGGAGAUGCUCACUGUUCUGGAUUCUCCAGUCUGUGGCUGUAGGUGGAGAAGAUGCUCACUGUUCUGGAUUCUCCAGUCUGUGGCUGUAGGUGGAGAAGAUGCUCACUGUUCUGGAUUCUCCAGUCUGUGGCUGUAGGUGGAGAAGAUGCUCACUGUUCUGGAUUCUCCAGUCUGUGGCUGUAGGUGGAGAAGAUGCUCACUGUUCUGGAUUCUCCAGUCUGUGGCUGUAGGUGGAGAAGAUGCUCACUGUUCUGGAUUCUCCAGUCUGUGGCUGUAGGUGGAGAAGAUGCUCACUGUUCUGGAUUCUCCAGUCUGUGGCUGUAGGUGGAGAAGAUGCUCACUCCAGCCAGGGCUUUGCCUCAGCCUGACACGACAGCUGCUUGCAGAGACAGCUGUGUCGUUUGUGUCAUAUGCCGUAGUGUACAGCUGUGUCGUUUGUGUCAUAUGCCGUAGUGUACAGUGUGAUAUGCUGCAGACCCUGGUGGCGUAGUGGGUAAGUGCUACGGCUGCUAACCAAAAGGUCAGCAGUUUGAAUCUGCCAGGCGCUCCCUGGAAACUCUGUCGGGCAGUUCUACUCUGUCCUGUAGCGUCGCUAUAGCGUCGCUAUGAGUCGGACUCGACUUGACGGCAGUGGGUUUUUGGGUUUUUAUGCUGCAGAUUCCUUUUGCAGGAAGCACUUAAAAUGAAAUAUAACUGCCUUAGAUUUUUCUGGAGCCUUGGUGGCGUAGUAGUUAAAAACUCGACUGCUAACCAAAAAAGUCGGCAGUUUGAAUCUACCAGCUACUCUUUGGAAACCCUGUGGCAGUUCUACUCUGUCUUGUAGGGUCACUAUGAGUCAGAGUUGACUCGAUGGCAACAGGUUAGAUUUUUCUGUUAUAAAAUGUGGAUAGAGUUCUUUUCUCUAUUAACUUACUAAAGAUGCUUCAAAAAAUCCAUGUUUUGGUGAAGAAACCUGAGCUCGUCAAAUGGUGUGAAUUGGUACCAGAGAUUAAGUCUAGUCUGUAAGCCUUGACAGAUCUUGGGAUCCCUUACUCGGAAGUAGAAUCAGUGCACAGCAACCUUGUUCUCACCCACACUGCAAACUGAAGAUCAUAAUUAGUUUUGAAGAUGUAAUUGGUGUGAAAUUUUUUUUAAUAUUAAAAACUCUACCAGUGAAAUUUAUUAUACAGAGAUUUUUAAAAAAACAAAAAGAGUGUGCAGUAAGUUGUUACAAAAUGGCCCGUAAUGAGUCACCCCCCCCCAUGUCUAUGCCUCUUUGUAAAGUGACUUGACUUGUUUUUUCUAUCAAGAGGCAGCAUCUGCCUCCCUACCCCUUGACCCCGGGCCUAACUGUGUGGCUUGAAUUGGCCAGUGGGACAUCAGCAGACGUGGUACAAACAGAGGAAUCAUAUGCAAUGAGCUUGCCCUCUUGGAAUGCUGCUGCCAUUAGGUGAAGAAGUGUAGGAUGAAAGAUCACAUGGGAAGAGGUUCAGCCUCCCCAGCUGAGCCCAGUCCCCACCUGACCAGCCAGCCAAAGGCAGCAGCAUGAGUAAUGAGGUAGGAGCAGCAGAAGAGCCAGCCAGUCAACCCAAGGAAUAGUGAGAAACGGGAAUUGCUGUUAUUUUAAACAACUAAGUUUUGGGUAGCUUGUUACACAGCAGUAGAAAACAGAAAUAUCUAUGAUAAGUGGUUGGAGUGCAUGACUGUAGUUCUAAUCACAGCUCCAUUGCUGAGCCCUUCAAGAGCCCACAGUCCAGUGAGGGACACAGAACUAGGUCAUUACAGCGUGGUAAAUGCAACUAUGGUAUUAUCCUCAGGGAACCGUGAGAGCCCAGGAGGGCACUGGGCUGCCACAGCCUUGACCUUCCUUCCAUCCCCCUUUCCUCGUGUGUAAUAAGGCUCGGAUGCUGUUACCUACAGGACAAGCAUUGGGGAGCAUUUGACAGAACCAGAGGAAGUAGACUACAUAUUUCUGUACUUUGUUGGAGGUGUUUUCCAUCCUUAAAGGCAGUUAGUUCGCGCUUCCUUUCUCAGCAUUAAAAUGAUGAAAGAACUCCCUGAGAUUUGUCUUUCCCUUUUGUUAACUCUGAGUGUUUUCAGUAUUACAGCCAGAUGCUGCAUAUCGUCCAUUUGGGCAAGUUCCUACUGAAUAUACAUCCGUGGUCCUGUAAGGUUAAUGCAGGCAGUCCCUGGGUUAUGAACGCCUGACUUUCAUACAACCUUAGUUAUGAACCAUCCCCCAUAAAGCCUCUUAAUAGUAACAAUUCAGGGUACAUACAGUGGUUUGUAAUAAUAAAUGGGCGCUACUUUGCAACACACAUCAAAACAUUAUUAUUAUUGUGUUAUUAAUGUUGAAGAUGUUUUAGUGUACCUGGAAGUGUUUCUUUUGUUUUUUGUGCACAGAAAAGUACACUGUAUACUAAGACAAACAUUGACUAACUGACAUUAGGUAUGAACCAUACAUAACUGUUCCGACUUACGUACACAUUCAACUUAAAGAUAGAAACAGAACUCGUUCGUAAUCCGAGGACUGCCUCUAUAUGAUGUGUUCACACAACAUCCAAAUCAUGUAACGUCCUAUUUCACGGAAUGUAUCGUGGAUGUUAAUGAUGCAUGACUGUAUUCUUAUGUUUGUCCUGUUAGCAAGGGGACACCAAGGUUAAUCCUUAACUUUGCUUGAGCUUAAAAUCUUCAGGAAAACCCAGACUUUAGUGCAGGCCCUUUUCGUCUAGUCAAGUCUAAUUCACCUAGUUCAUUGUACGUGGUGGAAUGGCUCUGCUGAAGACUGCCUGACUCACUGUGACAGUCCUAAUGACCUCAUUGCUCUUGAGCUGAGUCCUGACAGCUUUCUCCAGCCUGACCCUACUUGAUCAUCUUACUCACUUGUAAUCAGCCGUGGCACCACUUUGUUGCUCAGCUUCUUUGGAGUCUAAGUUGCGUGUACCGGCCUUCAGUCUACAGCAUGUCUCUCCUCCUGGAUGAGCACUUGGACAGUGCUUCUAGCCUUAGGCUCUAGCAUUUUUCCUUAGGGGCCUGGGUUUUACUGGGCAGCAUUGCUGGGCACACCUGGAAUAUACCGUGUCCCUCCUAUUGGGCUCCAGCCUGUGAGGCUGCCUGCUGGAAAAUUACCUUCAAUCAUCUACUGAAAUAGUUUAAAGAUGAAAGAAUGUAAGGAUAUGGGCUGUAGUUUUAAAAUGCAAUUAUUUCCUUUGUGUGGCUUGUGAUAUCAAUUUGCAGGUGAACUCAAAUGAUAAAUAUUUGUUGUAAAGUUGACCCAGCUAUUUGAGGCAAAUCUUACUGCCUUAAAAUGCUCACUUUUGAAGUAUUUAAAUUAUUGUCAUCCUCAAAUGUUUAGCAAGUAUGCUCAUUCCUUUGUUAAAAUUCCUCCAUAUGGAUUCUAUAUGAGGUCAGAUGGAUGAGUAAGAGUUAACUGGAUCAUGAGUAGAAGGAACGACAUUGCAGGUAGAGAGAACAGCAUGUGUACAGGCGCUAUGGUGGGUCUGAAAGAAGGCCACUGCUGCUGGACUGUAGAGGGAGGGAUGGUACUAGAUGAGGUUGGUUCGAUACAUGUUAAAUGACCAUCUGGAGGUAGGAUAUGGACCAUUUGCCAUCAAGUUGACCCCAACUCAUGGCAACCCCACGUGUGUCAGAGUAGAGCUAGCUCCACAGGGUUUUCAGUGGCUGAUCUUUCAGACUUAGAUCACCAUGCCUGUCUUCCCAGACGUCUCUGGGUGGACUUGGGCCUCCAACCUUUUGGGGAGAGCCAAGUGUGUUAAUUGUUUGCGCCACCCAGGUACUUUGAGGUGUAAUUUAGAUAUCAUAAAAUUCACCCAUUAUAAGUGUACAGUUCAGUGAUUUUAGUAAAUUUGUAGAGUUGCAGAACCAUCAUAAUAAUCCAGUUUGAGACAUUUUCAUUACCUCCAGAUGUUCCCUCUUGCCAGUUCGUAGUUACUCCCCGCUCCCACCCCUGACCCUGGGCAACCUCUGAUCUGCCUUUGGUUUCUUUAAAUUUCCCUUUUCAAGACACUUCAUAAAAAAGUAAUCAUAACGUGUGUAGUCUUUUGCACUGGCUUCUUUCACUCCUUUCACCCUGGUGGUACAGUGGUUAAAAGUUAAGGCUUCCAACCAAAAGGUUGUCAGUUUGAAUCCACCAGCCGCUCUUUGGAAACCCUACGGGGCAGUUCUGUUCUGUCAUAUAGGGUUGCUAUGACUCAGAAUUGACUCCAUGGCAAUGGAUUUUCUUUCACUUAGCGUAAUGAUUUCGAGGUUCAGCCAUGUUGUAGUGUAUGUCAGUGGUUUGUGGUUCCUUUAACUGAUGAAUAAUAUUCCAUUGUAUGGAAAUGCUACCUUUUUUUUUUUUUUCCUUAAAUCUUUUUAUCAGUUGGGCAUUUGGAAUGUAUCCAGUUUUUGGCUGUUAUUAAUAAUAGCCAAAAUGUGAAUAAUGCUUCUGUGAACAUUUAUGUAUAUGUCUUUGUGUCUUUCAUUUCUCUUCAGUACAUUCCCUAGUGUGGAGUUGCUAGAUUGUAUGAUAAAUUUAACUUUUUAAGCCACUGUCAAACUAUUUUUCAGAGUGUCUAUACCACUUUACGUUUUCUUUAGCAACACAUGAAAGUUACAGUUUCACCACAUCCAGUAUUUGAUAUUGGCAGUCUUUUUUAUUUUAGCCAUUCCAGUUGGGGUUUACUGAUACAUCAUUAUGGUUUUAGUUUAUAGAAUAUUUUCCUGAACUUAUUAGCCAUUAACAUAUAUUUUUUGGUGAAAUGUCUAUUAAAAUCAAUUUAAAAAUUGGAUUGAUCAUCUUAUUGAGUUGUAAGAGUUCAUUAUAUAUUCUGGAUACAAGUAUUUUAUGAGCUAGAUGUCAAAUAUUUUCUCUUGUUCUGUAGCUUGUUUUAUUGUUUUGUUAAUGGUGUAGUUUAAAGUGCUAAAUUAAAAAAAAAUUGUUGAAGCCCAAUGUAUCAGUUUUUUGUGUGUUUUUUUUUUAAGUAAUACACGCAUGGAGCCCUGAUGGCACAGUGGUCAAGAGCUUGGCUGCAGACCAAAAGUUCAGAGUUCAGAUCCACCAGCUGCUUCCUGGAAACCCUAUGGGGCAGUUGUCCUCUGUCCUAUGGGGUCGCUAUGAGUCAGAAUCCACUCGAUGGCAACUGGUAUUCCGGGACUUAAGAUGGGGUUCUGUUCCAGUGGCUCAGUCAUAAGUUGGUUCUGAUCUUGAAAUCCAUGGCCCAAAAUGAGCCUGCCAGUGGAGACGCUCUCUGGUAAAGACGGCGACCAGACAGGAAGCUGGGAUGAGCAUGCCACUGCGUCAGAUCUCUGCCGUCCCGUCCCAGGGUGCCGCCGUCACUGGAGCCUGCAGGACUAAGGCCAAAGAAAAGGCAAGGGAAGAACAGCUUGAGAAGACUUUGGGACAUUCCAUGAGUCAUUCAAGUAACAUUUGUAAGGCUGGGAGUCCCCCGUCGACGGCGUCGGUUCCAGUGUCUGCCUUCUCCCGCACCUCUGCCACAUCAUUGAAUCAGGAUAUCUGCAGUUCCGGUGCAGUGCGUUCUGAGUGUUGUCACCACAGUCCCGUGCAAUCUGCUGUUGUCUUGAAAGCUCCUCCCUGCCAGAGUUCUCUGACACCGGGGCUCACUGUGACAGUUAUCUGUAAGGACACAUCACAGGCAUUCAAGAGAAACUCCUGUGGUUCCGAGUGGGUCCAGGCCUUAAGGCCUGCCAAGAAUCCCAAAGCCAGAAGAACACUGAAGUUCUCAAAAUCCCUCAACGAUAUGGGUGAGAAUGCCCAGGACACCGUGGGAAGUUGUGACUAUGUGGAAAGAGCUUGUUCUGAAGGAAAGCUGCCACUCGCUCAAGAGCCCUGUCUCAGAAUUAACAGGUUCCAUCAUAAAGAAAAGAGAAUACUGAGUCAGAAACCUCUUGGCCAUUCCAAGUGUUCUUGUGUUUCAUCUCUUUCUGCCAAUCGUUCAACUGCUUCAGAGGUGGAAGCCAGCAAGGGGAGCCUCCGUGUCCCACUUUUGGAAGAGAAAGCAGAUGGCGAGGCCCUGUCCCGGAGCAGGCGACUGCUGCGCUGUUUCUUCCCGCUCGGCCCAAGUGCUAACAGCCUGCACAGGCUCCCUGAGCUGGAGGGCUGUGCCGCCCGCCUGCACACGGCCACGUCCUCCAGCGGGCUGGUCGGGAGCACAGGCUUCUGCUCCGACGACAAUGGAGAUGAUGACGUCUUUGAGGACAGCGCGUCCACAGAGCUGAAGAGCAGGAGCCUGCGGGCACCCCUCUGCUCAGUGGAAAAGGACAGCGACCUGGACUGCCCUUCUCCCCUCUCAGAACGGCGCUCCCCCAUAUCUCCUGUGUCCACAUCAGGGGACGCCUGCAGGAUCUGCCACUGUGAGGGCGACGAUGAGAGCCCCCUGAUCACCCCAUGCCACUGCACCGGGAGCCUGCACUUCGUGCACCAGGCCUGUCUGCAGCAGUGGAUCAAGAGCUCCGAUACGCGGUGCUGCGAGCUGUGCAAGUACGAGUUCGUCAUGGAGACCAAGCUGAAGCCUUUGCGGAAAUGGGAGAAGCUGCAGAUGACCAGCAGUGAGCGCAGGAAGAUCACCUGCUCGGUCACCUUUCACGUCGUCGCCAUCACCUGUGUGGUCUGGUCCUUAUACGUGCUCAUUGACCGUACUGCCGAGGAGAUCAGGCAGGGGCAGGCGACAGGAAUCCUCGAGUGGCCCUUUUGGACUAAAUUGGUGGUUGUAGCUAUUGGCUUUACUGGAGGACUUCUUUUUAUGUAUGUUCAGUGCAAAGUAUAUGUACAAUUAUGGAAGAGACUCAAGGCGUAUAACAGAGUAAUCUAUGUUCAGAACUGUCCAGAAACAAGUAAAAAGAAUAUUUUUGAAAAAUCUGCACUAACAGAGCCCAACUUUGACAAUAAAGAUGGAGAUGGAGCCUGUCAUUCCGACACAAACUCUUCUUGUUGCACAGAGCCUGAGGACGCUGGAGCAGCUGCCGCUCAAGUCUGACUGUGGAGGGUUGCCUGUCCUGGACGUCACCAAGAGAGAGCUGAGGGAGAUUGUUUACUGCCAGUCGUGGACCUUUUCUUAUGUCCUUUACUAGCAUAGAAUGGGCAGGUGAAUGUUUUUAAUGGCUUCUCUUUUUCUAAAUCCUCCUUAAUGAACCUUCUGGAAAGUGCUCCCAGUGGCCGUCCACUUCUGCCAUGUGCUCCAUGUGCAGGGAAGGUGGAAGACCCCAUGAUGCGUGAGGUGGGGCUGGCCGAGUUCCCGGUCAUGUUCUUGGGCAGAUGAGAGAAGGGGAGGCCGAGGCUGAGGGAAGAGCAGGAGAGGGGUGGCACCCAGGCCCUGAGGAGCAGCCUCUUCUGGUGAGCUGAGGCUUUUAGGAAUGUCUGCCUAGAAUGAGAGGAUUUCCGUACUCACUAAGAAGAGCCCAGGGGUGGCAUGGAGACAGGCCCCGGAACCCAGACCGUGUCCUGCUUGCAUCUGCAGAUGCCGCUACUGCCAUUUCUCAGAAGCAGACAGGGGACCAGGUGCUCUACAUGGAGGGGCGAGUGAAUCACUGAGCAAACAGCACUUUACAAAAGAAAGCCUUUAUUUUGUAAUACGUGUUCAGUGGGAUUGAAACUUAAAAGAAUGUCUCAUUUAGAAAUGUUCGCUUUGUUACACCUCACUAUAUCUUUUGCAUUGUAACCUGAAAGACCCUUUCUGCCUUAUGAAUUCUAACAUACGUGACAUCCCCUCUGUGCCCAGAAAACAUACGUGAUGAUAAUCAACAGAUGAGCCUGAGACUUCUUCCUGCCAGGCUCCAUGGGAAAGCAUGGAUGUCACAUGGCUGUUGGAGCAUAAUUCCUAUGGUUUUGAACCAGGUUUCUAGAGCCUUUGUCUUACAGGCUUGCCCCGUUGGGUCCUUUUUUGCCAGCACUGAAAAAGGAUUUUUGAGAUCUAAAUGGAAGGAAAGGAAGUGAAUAAUUAGAACAAAAUUGAGUAUUUUAAAUUUAUUCCUUUAGAGAGACAUCUCACCAGUGUAUGCUACAUUCACACUAAUGAGCAGGCGUGCCCAUCCUGAUCUGGGUGUGUGUACCACUGGAGCUCCUGUGUGCCUGCCCGCCUUGGCCAGCUUCUGCAGGCGUGCCUGGCAGGUGCUGUGAGGUCACUGCCCAGUGCAGGGAAGUGGAUGGGCUGGCCCUUGGGGUGAGCCAGCUAGCUGCCCUGGCCCCUGGCCACUCCCUGGCUGUCCCCACCCCUUCCCUGCCUUAACCAGGCUGAGCAGAGAGGAUCCUUUCUGUGAGGGACCCAGCCGCCUAUUGGUCGGUUUUGUCGUCAGGGAUUGCAAACACAAAUCACUACCAUCAAAUGGCCUUUGUCCCUUAAAGUUUGCAUAAAAUCCUGCUUUUAAGAACUCAGGUUUACAGCACAGGCGAGUAAGCGGUAGCUCCAGAGUGGCACUGAAUCGUGAACAGGCCGUUAGCGGGCAGGAUGCCUGGGGCCCGCCUGUGGCCUUGCUGGGCUUCCGGUUCCCACGUGUCUUGUUAACAGAACAAGAUGGCUCAUUUGCUUUCCAGAUUUGUGAGUGGCUUUGAAGGCUACGAGGAGGCCAAAGGAUCUCUCAGCUCCCAGUGAUGGCUCAUUAUGGCAGUCUGGCACCACUGUCCGCCCACCCAGGUGUCUGCCUGAGUGGGACCCCGGCUCUGCACAGUCUGUGGUGGUGGCCUCCCUGUGGCCAGGCGGGUACUGUCCAGCCACAGCCUGACCUCUGGAAAUAGGUCAGCCUGCCCUCUCUCUGUCCCCCAGGUCACAUCCAGCCCAAGCCUGUGUUCACUGUGCCCCACACUGCAGUUACCUGUGCCCCUUCUCAGCCGGGUGAUGCCAGGCAGUUGCAGGCUAUCCACUCAGGCAAGUGGAAUACAGGUCCAUCCUGCCCGUGCCCUUUAGGAACUGCCCAGGCACGGUCCUGCUUCUGCACAUUGUCCCUGUCUUGCUCCAGCAGCAGGUGAGCAGUCAGGCGAAGAUCUAGAGUGAUUUUUAAGUGUGGCCCUCACCUGCCCCCUGCCCUGUGGAAAGCAUGGAGGCCUCUGUACAGAGGGUGGUGUGCUGAGGUAGAGAUACCUCCUGGGCCACCUGCCCCAUGUGGCUGUCACCCACCUUAUGGCCCAGGUGCCUUUAGAUGCGUGAUCGUGGUAUGUCACCCACACCCAGACAUUGUUAGGCACAGCCCUCUCACUUCUUUUCAGGAAUGCUGAACACCAUCUCCUCACCUCUGACCCCACUCCGCCAAGCCCCUGCCUGUGCAGGGCCUCUCAGGUCCAUCCUUGUUUCCUCUGCUUGAAGACACACAGCAGCUUCUGCCAUUCUCCUUUUUAGCAGGCUGUAGUUGAGCUCUGAUCCGUCAGUUCCACCCUUAGUCCCAGCUCUGGUUUUACCCACCAGAGUGACCUCACCAGGCCCUGGCACGCUGUUCGGUGCUACCCCCUGGUGGUAGCAGCAGACCUUCUGGGUCUUCUGGUCUCUCUACUCCCCGCCCCCCCACCCUCCCUUUUUGCACCUGGGCCUAGUGGGAGGACUCUUUGCACCCCAUGCACAUUCCAGAUGGCACCUGGCUGAACCAUCUCGAACCUGGGAUCAGUGUGCAGGUCACAGGGCCAGGAAGGUUGGUGCUUGUGGGCCCAGUGGGGGCAGAGGGAAGCUGCCUCUUUCUGAUUUGGCCUUUGCUCCCCGAUAAGUCAUGUGGAACCAGAGUGCUUCUGAUUUUGUUUGGAGUAGUAAUUGGAUUUAUGUGCUUAAGUUUAUAGCUAUAAAUUCUUGGGAACCCUGUAAAAGACCUUUUCCUACUGCAGGCCUUGAGUGCCUCUUCCUUUUUUGCUCCAGCCCACUCGUCUCAGUCAUAUAGGUCUAGUUUCCAAACCUGCCAGUGCACCUACCUCACCAGAGAUGGACAGGCCCAGGCAGCUGAGCCAGUUCAAGAGCCUCAUGUGAUCCUUGCAAGUGUGGGAGCUGCCUCUGCUACCUUGUGGGUAGGCUGUAGGGGCUGGGACAGGGCCGCUGACGAGUGGUCUGAGAAGUGCCUCAAGGCCUGGUUCAAGGAGAGAAGGAACCACCAUGAUGUGGAUGCAAAUACACAUUUGAAAUACUUUUCCUUUGAAUUUAAUUUGAGAUAUGCAGCUUCUGCCUCUAGCCCAAGGAAAGACUGAAACCUAGGGAAAUGAAAAGAACGUAUCUUCAUUUUGGAAGUCUUUGUUGAAGCUGUGCAGCUGAUCACCUGUUUAGAUGCAAUGUUUAUAGAAAGUUGAUUGUUAAUAAAAACCAAAUUUACACUGGCUUGUGUGGUGUAGUUUCUAAAAGGCACUUCACAUUUGUAAUUUUUCUUAGAAAGUUUCUAGUUAUCUAAGUGUCUAGUUUUGUAUCCUUUUGUGUAUGUUCACUGUUUCUCAGUAUUACCACUUGAAUAAUUCUUUGUACAGGUGGGUUGUUUGUGCUGUACUUGAGGGUGUCUAAUUGCAGCAAUAAAGCGUUUCUUUAAAAAGGAGUUUUGCAUGGGACUGUUUUCCUGCAGAGGCA
Messenger RNA from Loxodonta africana (African savanna elephant), 21424 nucleotides. It is a transcript of the gene MARCHF8, whose product is annotated as membrane associated ring-CH-type finger 8. NCBI's taxonomy places the organism in Eukaryota, Metazoa, Chordata, Mammalia, Proboscidea, Elephantidae. Gene Ontology annotation, molecular function: MHC protein binding; ubiquitin protein ligase activity; zinc ion binding. Bases 16166 to 17878 code for a protein of 570 amino acids. The transcript has 9 exons. The record is from RefSeq and is a predicted model, not a curated record. Gene Ontology annotation, cellular component: late endosome membrane; lysosome; cytoplasm. Gene Ontology annotation, biological process: antigen processing and presentation of peptide antigen via MHC class II; immune response; protein polyubiquitination.